UUCCUGCCUUCAUGUCUGAGUAUUGUCCCUGGUUGGACUGGAAAGGAAGAGACUGGUCUAAUCUUGCAUGUCAAUGUAAUCAUUUAUAAUAACUGACAAUCGAUACUGGUUUCCAAAGCAUGGCUUUCACGAUGUUGAGGCCGAUGUCCGCCCAUCCCUUCUCGUUGACGGUGGACCUGACCGUGACGUCGGACGAGGAGGACGACAACAGCAGUGAGCGAGGCGAGCAGGUUUACGGCUGCUGCGGAGCAUCGGGGUCCGGCCAUGCGGUGGUCCCGCAGCGGAACGCCGCCAACGCGAGGGAGCGGCACCGGACCCAGAACGUCAACACGGCUUUCAGCGCACUGCGGACGCUCAUUCCUACAGAACCGGUGGACAGAAAACUGUCCAAGAUUGAAACGCUGCGCCUCGCAAGCAGUUACAUUUCACACUUGGCCAACGUGCUGGUGCUAGGCGACGGCACCGACGACUCCUCGCCGUGCCUGGGAGCGGUUUACCGGGACGUGAGGGGACAGCCUCGGAGUAUCUGCACAUUCUGUCUCAGCCAGCAGCGAAAAGGGGUGAAAGACAGACGAGGUUGUGUGAAAAUGCACGGAGGCUCAGCGAGGAAACUCAGUUCACGAUAAAUUCCAAGUGAAAUUCCAAGACAAUUCUGGUCAUUUUCUGUCUUUACCCACCAAAACAAGGCAGUGGGCAUCCUUAUGUUUUAAUCAAGUCCAGGGGUGGCCAAACCAAACAGUGCCAUCAACCAUCAUAGUCUUUACUUUCAUACCAUCAUCAUCCAUGUAGACAUGCACACAAACAUCUUCAUCCACUAAGCAAUUACAAAUGUCAUUUUGUGUGAAAGUUUACAAAUUAUAUAGUUAUGUUGGCCAAAAUGGACAUCACGGCAGCUCAGUAGUGACCCCCAGUGCAGAUGUUCAUCAUGACAGGACGCACAAAAGCCAUCAAAGAACCUGCAGCGUGCCGUAAGAUGCACAGCUAGUCGACCAUUUUGGCUUGGAGGUGCCAUUUUUCAGGAACCUUUGCAGUUUUUGCUUUGGUGAUGUUUUCUGUGCGGCCCAAAUCAUCCUUCACAAUCUUCUGCUGUUUUGCAUUUUAUUUGUGGAGUAUACAAAUAAAGAACAAGCUGCCAGCCACGAACGACCCCAGACCGCAUUUAUUCUUCCCUGCUAUUCUUACUUUGUCACCUGUAAUGAGUUGCUGUUGUCUGCUAAUGUUUCACACAUUUCUGUGUACAAAGUGUAUUUUUAUAAUCUAUUCUCUUCACAGUCAUGAUUAUUGUUAAGUACCCAGAAGCCAUACUUGAGUUAAAGUACCUUCCACAACAAUGACUUUAGUAAAAGCCUUGAAGUAGCUGCUCUUGUACUUAAGCACAGUGGCACCUCGGUUAGCGUACGCCCAGGUUAGCAUGUUUUUCAGUGAACACCAAAAAUGUACGGCCAAAUUUUGCCCCGAUUUGCAUAGA
Molecule: messenger RNA, 1468 nt
Organism: Dunckerocampus dactyliophorus (ringed pipefish)
Lineage: Eukaryota; Metazoa; Chordata; Actinopteri; Syngnathiformes; Syngnathidae
Product: transcription factor 15-like
Exons: 2
Coding region: 120-626 (168 amino acids)
Biological process (GO): regulation of transcription by RNA polymerase II; developmental process
Molecular function (GO): protein dimerization activity; RNA polymerase II transcription regulatory region sequence-specific DNA binding; DNA-binding transcription factor activity, RNA polymerase II-specific
Source: RefSeq, a predicted model, not a curated record